AAAUCACAAUUCCACCAAAUACAUCACUAGGUUAGUCCAAUAUACGACCCAAUCUCGAAACCCAGCAUAUAAAACCACAUAUCAAAACCCUAAACACCUAAAGCUGCUCCCAUAUCUUGCAACCCUCGCCGCUGGUCUCUCUUCAAACCUUCGAACGAUUCACAAAAGGUAAGAAAAAAUGAGUCGUGGUAGUGCAGCUGGUGCCAAGGGAAAGAAGAAGGGUGCAACCUUCACCAUUGACUGUGCUAAGCCAGUGGAAGACAAGAUCAUGGACAUUGCUUCUCUUGAGAAGUUUCUUCAAGAGAGGAUCAAGGUCGGUGGAAAAGCUGGUGCUCUCGGUGAUUCUGUCUCCGUUACCCGUGAGAAGAGCAAGAUCACUGUUACCUCUGACAGUAACUUUUCCAAGCGAUACUUGAAGUAUUUGACAAAGAAGUACUUGAAGAAACACAAUGUAAGAGACUGGCUCAGAGUGAUUGCUUCAAACAAAGAUAGAAGUAUCUAUGAGCUCAGGUACUUCAACAUUGCUGAGAACGAGGGAGAGGAAGAAGAUUGAUUGUAUGGUCAUCUUAUUUACCUGAAAACUUUGUAUGCCCUUUAUCACUAGAGCUAGCUUUCGUUUUGGCCAAGUAUUGCUUGAGAUAAUGAUGCGUUGUUUAGACUGUGUUGCAAUUUAACAGUUUUGAUUAUUUAAUAGUUGCAUUGGCAUUUAUGAAUUCAGAAUACAGUUUUGAGUUUUCAUUUACUCUUAUGUUUUUUCCUCCAGCUGUUAAACAGUUGCAUUGAGCUGUUUCCACCAAAAUUCAGCAUCAAGUAUUCAAGUUCAUUAGCUUCAAA
Molecule: messenger RNA, 834 nt
Organism: Medicago truncatula (barrel medic)
Lineage: Eukaryota; Viridiplantae; Streptophyta; Magnoliopsida; Fabales; Fabaceae
Product: 60S ribosomal protein L22-3
Exons: 3
Coding region: 179-553 (124 amino acids)
Biological process (GO): cytoplasmic translation
Cellular component (GO): ribosome
Molecular function (GO): RNA binding; structural constituent of ribosome
Source: RefSeq, a predicted model, not a curated record